UGCUGUAGGGCAGCCCACGGCCCCCCAAACCCUCUGUAGUGCCCCCCUGUCCCUUUGCCCCCUCCUGCCCCCCGUCGCGGUGCUGGACGCUGGAUCCCCGACCCUCGCCCGCCUCCCCCCGUGGCCCCGGGGCUCAAGGUGUGGAUCCCCCGCGCCGGCCGGGGCUGUGACCGCYCGCCAUGGGGGUUAAAGCGAUGCUCCCCAGCUACGAGCUGGGCUUUUACGCUCUCGUGGUGACCUGCGCCGUGCUCUACAGCGGCAGCGGCAUCUUCGAGGCAUCCCGAGACAGCAUGAACAGAAAGGCCUUUCGGGAUGCCAUAAAGCCGGGCUGGCAUUACUUCGGCAGGAAGAUGGACGUGGCCGAUUUCGAGUGGGUGAUGUGGUUCACCUCGUUCAGGAACAUCAUCAUCUUYGCGCUCUCGGGGCACGUCCUCUUCGGCAAGAUCUGCUCCAUGACUGUGCCACAGCACCGGGCUGUGAUGUACAUGAUCUACGGGGUCCUGGCYGUGCUGGGCAGCAUGGGGCUGGUGUACCUCAUGAUCAUCCUGUCCCACUGCCUGCUCCUCUACUCGGUGGCGCUGGCCAAGCAGAAGUGGCUGUGCUACGUGGCCGGGCUCUGCUGCCUCGCCUCGUUCAAGGUGGAGCCAUUUGGCUCGUGGCAGAGCGGGUUUGUAACGGGGGCCUUUGAUCUCCAAGAUGUUCUUUUCUAYGGAGGGAGCACCUUCACCAUCAUGCGCUGCAUGAGCUUCGCCCUCGAGAGCUCCGACAGGGAAGAGGGCAUCUACUCCAUCUUCGACCUCCUCAAGUACAACUUCUACCUCCCAUUCUUCUUCUUCGGGCCUGUSAUGACCUUUGACCAGUUCCAUGCCCAGGUGAGCACCCGGGAGCUGCGGCGCAAGGACGAUGAGAUGAAGAACAUCCGAGUCAACGCCCUCCUCCACGUGGGGGCCAUCGUGGCUGUGGACAUCUUCUUCCACUUCUUCUACAUCCUCACCCUCCCUUCYGACCUGAAGUUCGUGAACCGCCUCUCGGACUGGUCCUUGGCUGGCCUGGCCUACUCCAAUUUGGUGUAUGACUGGGUGAAAGCUGCUGUCAUGUUUGGGGUCAUCAACACCAUCGCCAGACUGGACCACCUGGAGCCGCCCCAGCCCCCCAAGUGCAUCACCAUGCUCUACAUCUUYGCCGAAACGCAUUUUGACAGAGGGAUUAAUGACUGGCUGUGCAAGUACGUGUAUGACCACCUUGGAGAGAACCACGACAACAUCCUGAAGGAGCUGGUGGCCAGUGUCACCACCUUUGCUGUCACCACGCUGUGGCUGGGGCCCUGCGAGGUCGUUUACAUCUGGUCCUUCGUCAACUGCUUYGGCCUCAACUUCGAGCUGUGGGUGCAGAAGUUCUUCCAGCUGGGGCCCUUUGCCAAACUGGAGGCCAAACUGUCAGGGGCCAUGUCCAGGCGGAUCAGGGCAGCUUUUGGGGCCGUGAACUUCUGGGCCAUUGUCCUCUACAACAUCCCAGCACUCAACAGCGUGGACUUUGCACUGCUGGUGACCAAGAGACUCCUCGUGAUGGGUUUCCCUGUGAGCACCCUGUCCAUCUGGUUCAUCACGUACUGCGGGGUGCAGCUGAUCAAGGAGCGUGAGCGUGUCCUGGCCAUCCAGGAGGAGCACAAGGCCAAGGUGGAGUAGGGGAGGCGCCAGCAGGCCGGUCCCAAAGCCUGCUGACCCUUCCAGCCACUGGCCAGGGCUCCCCAGGCCCUCCCGACUGUCGGACUGCUGUAGCUCAUCCACGUAGAAGCACCUGGAAGACGCAGAUCACCCCUUGCUGCAGGGAGGUUUUUCCAUCGGGCACAGUGGGUGUUUCACAGGCUCCCUGGGUGUGGCAGGAUGCUGAGGCAGCUCCCRGGACGUUUCUCCAGUGCCAGAGCCAUCCCCAUCGUCUUCCUGACCCUCUGACGUCGUGCGGGCUCGGAGAUUUCACCCCCUGCUUCCCAGCACCAGCACUGGGCUCUCCCACAGCCCACAUCUCCCAGAGGAGACACUCCAAAUCCCAUGGCUGGAGGUUUUAGGGCCCUGCACUGCAGGGUCUGAGACYGACACGGCCACCACGACCACCCCGCCGUUACACGUGUCCUGGGACUCAAGCCAAACCCCACCUCUGUUGGUUUUAUAUGCCAUGGACAAAGGUCUAGGCUCACAUUCCUGCCCAUGGCUGAGGGACAGAAGGUGCUGUGGCCACCCCUUGYUCAUCUCCAGCCCCCCAUCCCUUUYCUCAGCUGCCUUUGGUGCGCACAGCCCACGGCUGCAGGGCUGGGUGGGCACACAGAUAAUCACAACCAAAGGAGGAAAACCCCGAAUGAAGGGCAGGGAUUUGGGGCUGGGUGGUGGAGGGAAAGCCUGUGGGAGACUCCUCCUCGGGGAUGUUGACUUUGGGAGAGUGUGAAAUACGGUGCCUUGGGGGAAGGGUGGGUUUGUAAGUGAAAAAUAGCUCUGGCUCUCUUGCACUUUAGACAACCCUCAGUGGCCUUAUGUCCGAGUUGUGUCCGUGCUGGCGAGGGCAGGCUCCAGACCCCUUUCCAACRUGGGUCGAGAUGCCUGGUGCAUCCCUGUGGGUGAAACAGGAUGGGUUCCCAGCCAGCUUUCAGCUCUGCCAAAGUGAUUUGUGAAGUCCCCGAUCAAUGUCACUUAUUUAUGUAGCGAAUAAAUG
Molecule: messenger RNA, 2703 nt
Organism: Malurus melanocephalus (red-backed fairy wren)
Lineage: Eukaryota; Metazoa; Chordata; Aves; Passeriformes; Maluridae
Gene: HHATL
Product: hedgehog acyltransferase like
Exons: 12
Coding region: 180-1685 (501 amino acids)
Biological process (GO): negative regulation of N-terminal protein palmitoylation
Cellular component (GO): endoplasmic reticulum
Molecular function (GO): acyltransferase activity
Source: RefSeq, a predicted model, not a curated record